This is a messenger RNA of Micropterus salmoides (largemouth bass), 925 nucleotides long. Its product is annotated as integumentary mucin A.1-like. The transcript has 3 exons. NCBI's taxonomy places the organism in Eukaryota, Metazoa, Chordata, Actinopteri, Centrarchiformes, Centrarchidae. The record is from RefSeq and is a predicted model, not a curated record. Bases 162 to 767 code for a protein of 201 amino acids.
ACAUAUGUCUUGCUUUUGUUUUCAGUCUGAUAUCAUCUGAUAAAUGCUUAUAUAGAUGAGCCUAAAUCAGAAAGAUCACAUCUUCAUUCACAGCAUUGGACAACUUUUAAGCAGAGAAUAUAUAACUUUGAGCACAGUAAAGACACUAUCACUGCAUCACCAUGAUUGCAAAGAUUUGUGUCGUCCUUCUUCUGUUUGUUGCCUCUGGCAACGCACAGACCACAACCACUGCUACACCAACAACCAGAACCAGCACUGCUGCACCAACAACUAGAACCAGCACUGUUGCACCAACAGCCACAACCAGCACGACUGGACCAACAUUCCCAAACAACACUGCUGGACCAAAAUUCCCAAACAGCACGGCUGGACCAAAAUUCCCAAACAACACUGCUGGAACAACAUUCCCAAACAACACUGCUGGACCAACAUUCCCAAACAACACUGCUGGACCAACAUUCCCAAACAGCACGGCUGGACCAAAAUUCCCAAACAACACUGCUGGACCAACAUUCCCAAACAACACAGCAGCACCACCAACCCCAACCAGCACGUUUGGACCGCCACCAACUCCUACCAGCACGUGUGGACCACCACCAACUCCUACCAGCACGUUUGGACCGCCACCAACCCCAACCAGCACGUGUGGACCACCACCAACUCCUACCAGCACGUGUGGACCACCACCAACUCCUACCAGCACGGCUGGUUGUGAGACCAGCAAGGCUAGACCAACAUGUAGCGUGGAGUGUGUUUGUAAAUGUUAAUCUCUGAUAUGUAAUCACACGUGUCCCUGAAGGAGGUGUCUGUGAUUGGAGGGCUCUGUAAUAUUCUGGUUCAAGGCUUAUGAGUGAAUCUGCUUUUUGUUUGUAACUACAUAAAAAAGAUGAUCUACAAUAAAGGUUUACCAAAGUUAUUCUUUAAA